Molecule: messenger RNA, 1649 nt
Organism: Bombyx mandarina (wild silkworm)
Lineage: Eukaryota; Metazoa; Arthropoda; Insecta; Lepidoptera; Bombycidae
Product: venom serine carboxypeptidase
Biological process (GO): proteolysis
Molecular function (GO): serine-type carboxypeptidase activity
Source: RefSeq, a predicted model, not a curated record
UCCCGUCGCUAGGACACCGGAUCCAUUCCGCAUCAGUGGAGCACGCUGGCUGGACCAUUCCAUACUGAUCUGUGAUAUGAACCUCCUCAUUACCUUCCUGCUUUUAAUAUGCGCUCAACAAGCGUUAACGGGCGAGGACUCCGUUCUCCCCGAACUUCCUCCGGGCGAGGCCCCAGAACCGAUCGUAUCCUUCAUGGAAAGAACUUACAAAGUUGGUAGAGCACGAGCCACAUUCGAUGCCGGCGAUCCCUUACUCCUGACUCCGUUUAUCGAACAGAAGAAACUUAAGGAAGGCAGGGAAGCGGCAGCCGUUGACGCCGAUUAUUUAUUACCAGACAUGGAGAGCUACGCAGGAUAUCUGACGGUCAACAAAGAGUACAAUGCAAACCUUUGGUUCUGGUACUUCCCUGUAUCAGGAAAGCCCAUUGAAGAAACUCCUUGGAUAAUAUGGUUGCAAGGAGGUCCCGGUGCUUCAUCGCUUUAUGGACUUUUUACAGAGCUCGGACCGUUUUUUGUUACUGAGGAUAAUCACUUAGAAGAGAUGAAGUAUUCAUGGGGCAAGAACCAUUCGCUUCUGUUCAUCGAUAGCCCUGUUGGAACCGGGUUUAGUUUCACGGACGAUGAUAGAGGAUAUGCUACUAAUCAGACAACUAUCGGUGAGAACCUAUACACUGCUCUGCAGCAAUUCUUGACAUUAUUCCCGGAACUCAGGAAAGCGCCACUUACAAUUGCCGGCGAAUCUUACGCGGGAAAACACAUACCUUCCUUGGGGGUACAGAUAUUAUGGCACAAAGAGGAAGACGAUCCUAUUAAUUUGAAUGGUCUAGCUAUAGGCAACGGUUUCAUAGAUCCGCUAACGCUUCAAAGAUACAGCCACUUUGUGCGCGAAGUCGGUCUCGUGGACGAUAGAGUCGCUGAUUCUAUGAACCACCUUGAAACUGCUGUAACACAGUUUAUCAACAACGGAGAGAUGCUGAAAGCUUAUGCUUACUACAACUAUCUUCUGACACUGUUUCUAUCACACUCGCGCUUGUCUAAUCUCUAUAACUAUCUACAAGAAGAGAUCAGUUUAGACGGAGCGUACAUGGAUUUCAUACAAAGGGACGAAGUGAGGCGCUCUUUACACGUUGGCAACACUAAUUUCACUUCUAUAGGAGUUGUGUACAGGAAACUGGUGCCAGAUUUCAUGGGAACUGCUAAAAUGUGGCUAGAGGAACUACUUGAGAAUUAUAAAGUCAUGCUUUACAAUGGACAUCUGGACAUCAUUGUGGCCUAUCACCCGUCAGUGAACACCUACAAUAACCUGGCAUUUUCUGGUUCGACGGAAUUCUUAAAAGGAAAGCGGUUACCCUGGUAUCAUGACGGUGAUUUAGCUGGUUAUUACCGAGUAGCUGCGAAUCUCACCGAAGUAAUGGUUCGGGGGGCCGGUCACAUGGUACCGGCAGACAAACCAGCGGCUGCACUCGGCCUCAUUUCAGCCUUUGCGCGCGGACUGCCUCUCAAUGAAGACACGGGCAGCCUGGUGAACGCUGAAAAAAAUUUGCUGCGGAAACGAGAAUUGCCGUUGAAAUAGUCAAUUUGUUGUACUCAUGUUUUGUUGCUAGAAUGCUCGGAUAUAUUAUUGCCAUUUGAUAACUUAAACCGAAUAA